Molecule: messenger RNA, 552 nt
Organism: Suncus etruscus (white-toothed pygmy shrew)
Lineage: Eukaryota; Metazoa; Chordata; Mammalia; Eulipotyphla; Soricidae
Gene: FATE1
Product: fetal and adult testis expressed 1
Exons: 5
Coding region: 1-552 (183 amino acids)
Biological process (GO): negative regulation of mitochondrial calcium ion concentration; negative regulation of apoptotic process
Cellular component (GO): mitochondria-associated endoplasmic reticulum membrane contact site; endoplasmic reticulum; mitochondrial outer membrane
Molecular function (GO): ubiquitin protein ligase binding
Source: RefSeq, a predicted model, not a curated record
AUGGCAGGAGGACCUUUGAAUGUGAAGGAUGAGAUGGACUUGCCAAAGGAAGAGGAGGAGAAGACUCCAGCCAGCCCUUCUCCAAUUCAAAUGUACCAACCGAUGAUGGGAAUGGAUCGUGGAACCCAGUCCCUAAGUACCCUCAGUCAACGCCGUCAGAAGGUGGAUUCAAAAGUGCCUGUUCCUGCUUCAAGUCAACAGAGUUGGAAUGUGAAUGUUCCCAAGAUAAAGAAAGGGGUGUCCCAGCUUCCCAGAAUGCUUCGAGACACAGGGCACAGUGAAAACCCAGCCCCAGAAGCUCAGGUCAGCCUGCAGAGCUGGAAAUACCCACCUGAGCGUCGUGCGGAGGCUGAGAAGGCAGCAGACUCUGGCACAGAAGAGUGUGGUGGUGGGCUGGAGCUGGAUAUUAUUAAACGGCAGCUGCAGAUGAUCACUAGGCGUCUUCAGGAACUGGAGGAGCAGGGUGCCACAUGGCGCCAACGUGACGUGUUGAUGGUCACCGUGCUGGUGACUGCCUGCAUUGCCAACUUGUGGCUGUGGAUCCGCCAGUAA